This is a messenger RNA of Chanos chanos (milkfish), 2049 nucleotides long. It is a transcript of the gene mapk4, whose product is annotated as mitogen-activated protein kinase 4. Gene Ontology annotation, biological process: protein phosphorylation. NCBI's taxonomy places the organism in Eukaryota, Metazoa, Chordata, Actinopteri, Gonorynchiformes, Chanidae. The transcript has 5 exons. The coding region runs from base 1 to 2049 and encodes 682 amino acids. Gene Ontology annotation, molecular function: MAP kinase activity; ATP binding. The record is from RefSeq and is a predicted model, not a curated record.
AUGGCCAGACAGAAUCCUUCAUCAUUCCGCUAUGGCUUUGACCUGGGAGGACACUUCCAGGAUCUGCAUCCCCUGGGCAGCGGAGCGUCUGGGCUGGUCUUGUCAGCGGUGGACAGACGCACGGGUCAGCGCGUGGCCGUCAAGAAACUGUUGAUGCGUGAUGCAGUUAGUACAAAGCAUGCCCUGAGAGAAGUGAAGAUCACACAACGUCUGCAGCACGAGAACGUGGUUAGGGUUUUUGAGGUACUGGGUCCAUACGGCCAGCCGCUGCCUCGUGACCUUACCCAGCUGAGUGCUCUGUACAUAGUUCAGGAGUGUAUGGAAACGGACUUGGCCCGGCUCCUUGAACAAGGUCCUCUGCCUGCGGAGCAUGCUACUUUGCUCUUCUACCAGCUCCUGCGUGGUCUCAAGUUCAUACACUCUGCCAACGUCUUGCACCGGGAUCUCAAGCCUGCCAACAUCUUCAUUAACACCGACCAGAUGCUGCUGAAGAUUGGAGACUUUGGCUUGGCUCGCAUAGUUGACCCCCAUUACUCGCACAAGGGGUACCUGUCAGAGGGUAUGGUGACGAAAUGGUACCGCUCUCCACGCCUCUUGUUAUCUCCAAACAACUACACCAAGGCCAUUGACAUGUGGGCAGCUGGAUGCAUUCUGGCUGAAAUGCUCUCCGGUCGGAUGCUCUUUGCAGGGGCACAUGAGCUGGAACAAAUGCAAUUAAUCCUGGACACUGUGCCUGUGUUGCGGGAGGAAGACCGCCAGGAACUGCUGCAGGUCAUGCCGUCUUAUGUCAGCCAUAGAUGGGAGGUCAGGAGAUCCCUGAGGCAGCUUCUGCCUGGAGUCGAUAAUGAGGCCAUUGACUUCUUGGAGCAAAUACUGACGUUUAACCCGAUGGACCGUCUGACUGCUGAGGCAGCCCUGUCUCACCCGUUCCUCCGACGGUACUCCUGCCCACACGACGAGCCUACGUCCCUUCAGCCUUUCCGUAUAGAGGAUGAGCUGGACGAUAACUUGGUCACAGAUCAAGGACAGUCCUUGAGAUCACACUGGGACAGGUAUGUUUUCAGCAUGUCGUCAGAUUCAUGCUGGCAGCAACGGGACCAGUGCGGGUGCAUGCAGAGUGUUUCCGAGAUUGGCGAGGCCGAGGAAGACGAGGUGCAGAGGGACCCUCGGGCAAAUCUGGCCUCACUGAUCGAGGAAGCUCAAGUGGACCCUCGCAAGUACUCCCACAGCAGUUCCGCAGAGCGCUUCAUGGAGCAGUCCCAUUCUUCUCCAGACCGAGCCUGCGCGCCCUACGCUGAUCUCGACUGGGGCCGUUCUUGCGAUUACAAGGUGGGUUCGCCAUCCUACCUGGACAAGAUAGCUUGGAGAGAGGGGAAACCGCAGCACUACUCAGAGCCCAAGCUCAUCCUGGAUUUGUCCCACUGGAAGCGCAAUGCUCUACCUGGACCUGGGAGGAGAAAUGAGGGACGGACUGUGGAAAACGAAGACCCCGGAAACCUGUUCCAGGAGAUCUCUCAAUGGGUCGAAAGUACUCAGUCUGGCCUGCGCUCCCCCAGCCCACCUCAGGAACCUCUUUCCCCACCCUGUUCUCCUCCUCUGCCCCUGUCUCCUACCACGCACCCUCAUUCCCUCCUUCACAGGUGCCAUCCCAUGGAUCUGCUGUCAACUCCUGACUUAAUGAGUGAAGACAGCAGAAUGAGCUCUCCCUCUUUCUUUUCAUCUCCUCCUCCCAUUUUGCCUUCUUCCCCCUCUUCACCUCGGCCAGACACCACGUCUGACACCUUCAUUUCCCAUGGUUCUGAAACCAGCCAGGAACGCUCUCGGACUCCCCCCUCUGGAGAGGAACAUGCACACUUUGAUUUGGAUGUGUUCAUUUCCCGAGCGCUCAAAAUGUGUGGUCAGAGUGAAGGACUGGGAGGAAAUUCAGAUGCUACUGAACAGGGAAACUUUAAUGGUAUUCCUGAUCUCUCCGGUCGCCAGCGUUCCAGACCUCAGACUUCCACUCCUGACAUGGUAAAAGCUCAAAUCUGCCACAAAGAACACUGGUAG